Molecule: messenger RNA, 1742 nt
Organism: Hypoxylon trugodes
Lineage: Eukaryota; Fungi; Ascomycota; Sordariomycetes; Xylariales; Hypoxylaceae
Product: acid protease
Exons: 8
Coding region: 1-1368 (455 amino acids)
Biological process (GO): proteolysis
Cellular component (GO): fungal-type vacuole
Molecular function (GO): aspartic-type endopeptidase activity
Source: RefSeq, a predicted model, not a curated record
AUGUUUCUUAAUCUUAGUUUCUUUGGGCUAGCAGUCGUCUCUCUUGCCACUCCACUUUCUACAAAGUCGUCUGGUCUCGGCAAUAUUCAUCAUGGGGAUAUCAUUCAUUCACUUUCUCUUCCAGGAUUCCAAUUCCGUCGCGUGAAACCGCUUACGACGGUUGCCACCGAGAGGAAGAUUCAAAACCACCUGGAGCUGAGACGUCUACCUCGUGGUGAUGCGCCCACGUCACAACGCUCCGCCGCGGCCCUUUUUGGCCAGAUUCAACGUAAUAGUGGUGGAAAUGGCUACGAAAAUGUAUCUGCUGUUAACCACUAUGCUGUGGAGUAUUCAGUACGAGCCUUCUUCAAUAAGAUAUCCAUGGAUGUUAUCAUUGACUCCGGGUCAGCCGAUACUUGGGUUAGAGCCCCUGAUUUUAUCUGUAGGAAUAAUCUCAAUAAGACUCUUCCACAGGAGACCUGUGGUCUGGGCCCGUCUUUUGCGGGAAAUUUCACCGGUCGACCCAUCCAUGACCAGCAUUUUACCGUGAAAUAUGGAGAUGGUGAGAGUGUACAGGGCAGGUUGGGAUAUAUGGACGUCGCAUUCGCCGGUAUAAACGUUUUCAGGCAAGAAAUAGCCCUUGCGACCCAGGGAACAUGGCAUGGGAACAAUGUUACUUCAGGGGUUCUUGGACUUGCAUAUCCAUCUCUGACAAACGCUUAUUGGGGUAAUGAUCUCAAUAAUGAUGACCAGUAUCUCUCUGCUCCUUAUUCGCCUCUCUUUACUUCGAUGGUCCGAAAAGGGUUAACUGCACCGUGCUGGGCUAUCGCUCUGGCCAGGAAUUCUUCACUAGGGUCUAUCAGUAUCGGCGGAAUGCCACCGGUUGAUAUUAGCAAGAGUGAUUAUGACACAACCCCUAUUCUUAUUUUGGAUAUAAUCCAUCGAGAUAGCACAAAUUGGCAGCCGUCUUUCUAUACAGUCGUUCCGACAGGAUUUCACUUUGGACAGACUACAGUGCAUGGUCAAUAUCCAUUCAUUUUAGACACGGCUACGACUCUGAUCUACCUGCCACCAGAUAUGGCAGACGCAGUCAACGCGCAAUUUGAUCCACCAGCGAUAUAUUUCGGGUAUUAUGGUUCCUAUUUCACAAACUGUGAUGCUACUCCCCCGAGCUUCGGAGUCCAGAUUGGGGAAACCAUCUUUUGGGUGAAUCCUAAGGACCUCAUAAAUACGGAGGAUAGAGAUCCCGACACAGGCUUGUGUCAAACUGGAAUUAAUAAUGGAGGAACUGGGCCCUACAUCCUAGGCAUCACAUUUUUGACCAAUGUUGUGGUAUCGAUGGACGUUGGUUCUGGUCAAGUUGGGUUUUGGAGUCAUCAAUUCUACUAAGACAGGCAUUCUCGCGGUAAUGAGUGAAAGUCCUAGAUGGUGUCAAAAUUGUUAUGAUUUUCAUGAAGAGAUAUAGGAAAAUCGCUCAGGCUAAGAGGCAUAAAAUACUCUAUAUGUUCAAGGGUACCUUGGUAAAUACCUGCAACAUGAUACAGUUAUUCCCUAUGCGCUAAUAAAAAUGGCGCUGAUUCGUUCUGUAAUCGGGCGGUUUGACACCCUAAUACUGAAGAGGGGCGCUGAGUCCCAGGGUUGUUAAGGCAAAAACAUCGCUAGAGCGCAUCGUUAGCUUUGAACGUAUUUAUGGAUCCAAUCCAGUAUAAGGUGCGGGUCCGAUCAUGGGAGGUUUAGCGCUCUAGUACAUCUUUAGUGCUCCU